This is a messenger RNA of Poeciliopsis prolifica (blackstripe livebearer), 1173 nucleotides long. It is a transcript of the gene hsd20b2, whose product is annotated as hydroxysteroid (20-beta) dehydrogenase 2. Gene Ontology annotation, molecular function: oxidoreductase activity. The transcript is spliced from 12 exons. Gene Ontology annotation, cellular component: endoplasmic reticulum. Bases 147 to 1130 code for a protein of 327 amino acids. The record is from RefSeq and is a predicted model, not a curated record. NCBI's taxonomy places the organism in Eukaryota, Metazoa, Chordata, Actinopteri, Cyprinodontiformes, Poeciliidae.
UCACCACUAGGGGGCUUUUGCGAUGUCAUCCUCUCAUUCAUUGAACCUGUUGAUGAGAAAGAAGCAAACCUAAAAUCACUCCUGCGAUUCCUUCACACGUUGCACAGGAGAAAGCUGUUACUAAAUUCUUGCACAUUCAGCUGAAAAUGCUGCUUGGCCUGGAGUUCUCCUCUAAGACGCUGCUGACUGAUGUUCUGGUGCUCUUUGGAUUAUUAAUCUUGGCUCUCUGCCUGCUGAAACUCACCUGGACAUGUUGCUGUGGAUUCAGACAGUAUGUCUUGUCGUCGCUUUGUCAGGCGAACCUGACAAAGUAUGGACAAUGGGCAGUUGUAACUGGUGCCACGUCUGGCAUUGGUAGGGCUUAUGCAACUGAGUUGGCACGUCGGGGUCUGGAUGUUGUUUUAAUAGGAAGGUCUGAUGAGAGGCUUCAAAAGGUUGCCAAAGAAAUCGAAAGCAAGUACGGACGAAAGACUCACACCAUCAAAGUGGACUUCACAGAAGGUGGCAGCAUCUACUCAACCAUAGCUCAGGAGAUCCAUGACCUGGAGAUUGGAAUUCUGGUUAACAACGUUGGAAUGAUCUGCAAUGAUCAUUUUGCCUAUUUUCUGGAAACACCAAAUCCCGGAAAGAAAAUCACUGAGAUCGUCAAUUGUAACAUACUCUCUGUACCCCAGAUGACCAGGCUGAUUCUUCCUCGCAUGGUGCUCAGAGGCAAAGGAUUAAUCAUCAACAUCUCCUCUGAAAUGGGUGUCCGUCCACAUCCACUGGUGUCUCUCUAUUCGGCCACCAAGAUUUUUGUGAUACAUUUCUCCAAGUGUUUACAUGCUGAGUACAAGUCAGUGGGAAUCACAGUCCAGUGCGUGACCCCAUUCAUGGUGUCCACCAACAUGACAAAAAAACUAAAAGUCAGCUUGUUUGUGAAGAGUCCUCCAGAGUUCGUCUAUGAGGCUUUGAACACUGUGGGUCACUCCACCUUCACCAGCGGCUGUCUGUCCCAUGCACUGCAGAGUGUGGCCUUCUCCAUUCUCGUGCCGGACUGGCUUCGGAUGUCAACAUUUUUCAUCCAGCGGCUGAGGAAAAGUGUGAGGAUAGAAUCCUGUCUGACAGAAGAACCCGAGGCAGAGGUGUGAAUCUGGGGAAAAAAAUAAAGGUUGUUUUGUUUUUUUAAUUUCA